AUGAAGCUGGCCCGCAGCCUGACAACACUUCUACUCCCCCUGAUAUCUAUACACACGGUAUCAGCGGCGGAUGUGGAAGCAUGGAAAUCCCGCAACAUCUACUUUGCCCUAACUGAUCGCAUUGCUCGUGGAAGCGACGACACAGGUGGAGAUGCUUGCGGCAACCUUGGAGACUACUGUGGUGGAACUUUCCAGGGCUUGGAGUCCAAGCUUGACUACAUUCAGGGGAUGGGCUUUGAUGCAAUCUGGAUCACCCCUGUUGUUGCUAAUGCGCCAGGUGGAUAUCAUGGAUACUGGGCGCAGGACCUCUACAGUAUCAAUGAGAACUAUGGCACGGCUGACGAUCUUAAAAGUCUAGUCAAUGCUGCUCAUGACAAAGGAAUAUAUGUCAUGGCAGACGUGGUUGCCAACCACAUGGGAUCGCCCAUCAGCGAUAACAAGCCCGAGCCAUUGAACCAGGAGAGCUCCUACCAUGCCUCCUGCACAAUUGACUAUUCAAGCCAGGAUAGUGUUGAGACCUGCCGCAUCGCAGACGACCUACCUGAUGUGAACACAGAGAGCUCCGAGAUCCGGACCCUCUUCCAGGAAUGGGUCGCCUGGCUCAUCGAGGAAUACGGGUUCGAUGGCUUGCGCAUUGAUACUGUCAAGCACGUUGAAAAGGACUUCUGGUCAGCCUUCUCUAAGGCCGCUGGGGUUUACACUAUCGGCGAAGUCUGGGACGGCGACCCUGCCUACCUUGCCGGAUACGCAGACAGCAUGGACGGCCUGCUUAACUACGCGGUUUACUAUCCCGUCAACGCCUUCUACCAGCAAACAGGCCCUUCGCAGGAUAUAGUUGACAUGCACGAGCAAAUCGAUAACUCGUUCCCCGAUCCCAGCGCCCUGGGCACGUUCAUAGACAACCACGACAAUGCGAGAUGGCUGAGUGUUAAGAACGACCAGUCCCUAUUGAAGAACGCACUCGCCUACGUAGUUCUCGCCCGGGGAAUCCCCAUCGUCUACUACGGCACGGAACAGGGCUACGCGGGCGGAAACGACCCCAAGAACCGUGAGGACCUAUGGCGCAGCAGCUUCAGCACCGAGGCGGACUUGUACAAGGCCAUAUCACUCCUUUCGGAGGCAAGAAAGGCUGCUGGCGGACUCGCUGAUGACGACCAUGUCCAUUUGCACGUCGCGGACACGGUAUACGCGUGGAGUAGGGCGGGUGGUGACCUUAUUGUUGUCACGUCUAACGGUGGAUCUGGAUCUGACGCUGAGCCCUGCUUUGACUCUAAGAAGCCCGGUGGAACGUGGACGAAUACCUUUGGAAAUGGGACAGUCACCGCUGAUGAGAGCGGGCAAAUCUGCGUCUCUCUUUCCAAUGGCGAGCCUGCGGUGUUGGUUGCGGACGCUUAA
Aspergillus versicolor CBS 583.65 is the source of this 1395-nucleotide messenger RNA. RefSeq lists its product as uncharacterized. The transcript is spliced from 3 exons. Gene Ontology annotation, molecular function: calcium ion binding; alpha-amylase activity. NCBI's taxonomy places the organism in Eukaryota, Fungi, Ascomycota, Eurotiomycetes, Eurotiales, Aspergillaceae. The coding region runs from base 1 to 1395 and encodes 464 amino acids. Gene Ontology annotation, biological process: carbohydrate metabolic process. The record is from RefSeq and is a predicted model, not a curated record.